Molecule: messenger RNA, 2739 nt
Organism: Salarias fasciatus (jewelled blenny)
Lineage: Eukaryota; Metazoa; Chordata; Actinopteri; Blenniiformes; Blenniidae
Product: AP-1 complex-associated regulatory protein-like
Exons: 10
Coding region: 137-1033 (298 amino acids)
Biological process (GO): regulation of Arp2/3 complex-mediated actin nucleation; negative regulation of substrate adhesion-dependent cell spreading; negative regulation of cell motility
Cellular component (GO): endosome
Molecular function (GO): kinesin binding; AP-1 adaptor complex binding
Source: RefSeq, a predicted model, not a curated record
AGGACGAGGAAGUGUGUGCCGGGGCAGAGCGGGGGAGCGACCCGGACCGACCGGGACCUGGAGAUGUAAGCAGCCCGCCGUCAGGACUUCCCCACCGCUUGGGCCGCCGGACAGCAGCAGCCGACUCGACAAUGCGAUGGGAAACUGCUGGGCUUACUGCGUGGGGCUGUUCCGGAGGGAAACCAGCAGGAUCCAGAGAGGCGGCGGGUCCAAGUACUUCCGCAGCAGCACAACCGGGGAGCAUUACACCAUAGAGUUUGAAAACCUGGUGGAAAGUGAUGAGGCGGAGAGCCCCCAGCCGUGCCCCAGGCCCAUCAGUGAAGACGAGAUCAAGCACCUCCGAGAGCACCGCUACGCCGCCAUCUCGGACAAGCAGGUGCUGAUCGACCAGAAGCUGCAGGCGGAGUUAGAGGCACAAGAGGAGAAGUUAAGGCUAGAAGAGGAGGCUAGAAAUGCCGCCCAGCGCGAGGCCGCCAGGCUGGCACGUGAGCGAAAGUUGAAGGAGCUGUCCGCCCAGAGGGCACGGGGGAAAGCAGAUGGCGCCGGCGGUGAAGCGCAGCAAAGAAAACCGGCCUCCGGGGAGGAUUUUGACGUCUACCUCCAGAACAUUAAAGCUCAGUCCGAAGCGUUCAGGAGCAGCAGACUCCCCUCUGACACCAACGUGGUGACGCCCAACACGGAGUGCAGCUGGGACUUCACCACCAAGACGCGCUCCACCAACGACGACGCCACCUCGCUGGACCUGGAGUGGGAGGACGAGGAAGGGAUCAACCGGGCUCUGCCGGCCUGGGAGCGCUCCCGGACGGAGGAGGACAUCCUGCGCGCGGCGCUGCGGCCCGGCGGCAAGCCGCCGACCAGCGGGCCCGCCUCGGCGUCCGAGGACUCGGCCGCGCUGGAGUGGGAGAACGACUUCGUGAGCACCCACCCGGAGGACCCCGCCGACUUCGAGGGCUUCGUCAACCCCGUCCUGGACACGCCCUCGGAGGACGCCGCCUCGGACUCCGGCCUCAGGGCCGACGACCGGGACAGAUAGUGUCCGGCGGCGGGGGGGGGGGGGAGGCGGCGCCCUCUUCGGCUCGGAGCUCACCAGCUGGCCGCCUCUCGGGGUUCGAGUCCCGUCUCCACGCCGCCAUGUUUUUAUCCAACACACAUUUUUGUUCCCAGUGCCUUCGUUUGCUAAAUUCCCAUUGUUCAUAUCUUCCACGAAGGAUCACAGUCCUCCACACGUUCAGACACACCGGGACUCACAGUGGCGGCGCGGGAUCGUUUUUUGAGUUGUACUUUUGUAUCCUGAAUGGUUCAGAAUUGAUGUGAGUUACGGCGAGGAGGCAUACAUCCUGACGCUGUAGCUGACAGUUGGUCUGGGUGUGUCAACAAGAGGCGUGCACGGAGCUGGACACUGUUUACAUAAGAACAGAGCUGCUCACACCAAAGACUGUUGACUGAGUGCAGCAGGAAGGAAACCGACGUUCACUCUCAUGCAGAUCUGCUCCCUUCAGGCUCGUUCACUCUCUGCCGGUAAAACCUUGUAAAGAGUUUUGUUAACAGGAGGCGACAGAUUUCACCGAGGCUCUCGGAGACGUUACAGGAUCAGGUCAACGUGUGCGUGGACGCCUCGACGGCCUCGACCGCCUCGUCACAACCGGGACGACCUACAGAAAUGUAAAGAUGGCCGACGGGCCGGGCGGAUGUCCCCGCCCACCUGACUCACCCCCACGUGGCUACCUCGCCCAGAGAAGCUGUCAGUCACGACUUUACACCCACUGUCAAUUAACAUAUUUCUAAAAAGUCACCGUGUGGGAAACAACUCAAACCAUCCUCAGAGCUGGAAGACGCUUUCCUCCGAGGGCCGAUCCAGGUGUUUCACGUCAUCCACAUUUAUUCAUGUAUAUCCUACGAAGCCAAAGCCAACUGUCCUUCUUCUUCUUUUGGUCUGUCGUUUUAUCUGAAGCUGGAGGUGAUUCAGUAGGUCAGACGGUUUUGUUUCUCGUCGGAGCAUUAGUCACCGGAUUCCUCGAGUCAGCAGGCCGCUUCACGGAACACGUCACCGGUUCUGCUGCUCGUUCCCGAACCUCCUGCAGUGACGUCGGCUUCACUCAGCAGAUUAAAUCCCCUGGUGACGCAGCGCAGCGCCGCCACCCGAUAUGUUAUUGAUCAACCAACGGGGAGUUAUCUCGGUAUGCCUUUCAGUGAGCUGAAACCAUCGUCAGACCUUCGUCAAGGAACCUCAACAAACCUCAGAGAGCAGAAUUAAAACCUCUAGUAUGUUUCGACAUGAUGGCUGCGAAGAACAGAAGCACAAUCAUGAUUGAAAACAAACCAACUCGUUUCCACGGUGUGACUUUUUGACGCCACUUUAAGUUUGAUCCUUCUUUCAUGUGAUGUUUUUUUUUUUUCACGCUGAUUCUCUGUUUUUUUGAGGGGAAUCAAACCGUACGAUUGCACUCUAAUUUCUGUUUUUAAUGAUUUUCUUUAGUAUGCUCUCAGCUCCUAGAGGAUGUUCACUGAAAUGAUUCACUGGUGUUGUGGAGGAUGGGACGGAGGUGCACUGCUGUAGACACCGGCUCUUUGGGUUUUUCUUCUUGAUUCAAUGUGUAAUUUAAAAACAGUUUCUUUUUUUUUUAACACAUCAAUACAUUCUGCUGUGAUUGUAUGGACUGUACAUUUCUAUUGAAAACAAAUGCAGCAUAACAUUCCUUGUCACAUUGAAGAGAAGAAUAAAAAAAUGAAAAGCCUACA